AUGGCUGGGAACGUCUCCCCACCCGGUCCUGGCGGACACCUCCGGGGCCCCGCCUUCCCGGGGCUGAGGUGUGUGUGUGUGACAGGCUCUCCUAGGAAGCCACGUCCCCUCUUGGGGAUCACUGGCCCAGAGCGCACGGAGGCACGACCCUCUCACCCCAGCCAGGAGAAAGACUCAGGGGGUCAAGAAGCUGCCCAGAACCAGUCGAAGGCGCUCGGGUCGUUCGGAAAUACUACACUGAUUCCGAGGACUUCCGAGCCCGAGCUCUCCCCCACGUUUCUGGAAUUCCCUGCCUCGGGGCGGGGAGCUGCACUGAGGUUCCAGGAGAGUGCACGCAAAAGUUGGUUACAUCUUAGGCUCAGCCUUGAGAAGGAGCUCGGGACGCUGAUCCUGGGCACAGGAGUCGCAGGAAACUCCAUCCUCCUCCAUCCUACGUCCCGCGUCCCCGAGGCUGUGGUCACACUGCCCGGCCCGAGGCUCAAUAAUGCACGGACUUACCUGCUCCCACGCCCCUCGGGCCGCCUCGCCAGCCCGCCGCCGCCGCUGCCGAGUCCCAAGCCGGCCCGGGUCUCCUCGGAGGUGUUUCAGGCGUAG
Rangifer tarandus platyrhynchus (Svalbard reindeer) is the source of this 594-nucleotide messenger RNA. The record is from the annotation of a GenBank genome assembly. Lineage: Eukaryota; Metazoa; Chordata; Mammalia; Artiodactyla; Cervidae.